Molecule: messenger RNA, 1914 nt
Organism: Chrysochloris asiatica (Cape golden mole)
Lineage: Eukaryota; Metazoa; Chordata; Mammalia; Afrosoricida; Chrysochloridae
Product: solute carrier family 22 member 6-like
Exons: 10
Coding region: 277-1914 (545 amino acids)
Biological process (GO): transmembrane transport
Cellular component (GO): membrane
Source: RefSeq, a predicted model, not a curated record
GAAAGCUAAGCAGCCACACACACACAAAAAAAAGUGAGAAAAGGCUGCAAGGGAAAGGGAGGGCCUGAGUCCAGAGUGAGGGAGGGGAGGAGGGGCAGCCGGGCCAGGCUGCUGUCCCCCACAGAGCCAGCUCAGAUUCUGCUCCGGGAGCAACUCAGCUGCGGAGGCCACAGCAGCCCCUUUCCUCAGACUAAGGACAGCAGGCAGACAGACACACAGACAGAGAUCUGGGACUGGAAGUCCUCGACCCCCAGCAGCUUGGCUGGGCCUGGUCCCAUGGCCUUCAAUGACCUCCUGCAGCAGGUGGGGGGCGUCGGCCGGUUCCAAUGGAUCCAGCUCACCCUGGUGGUCCUUCCCCUGAUCCUGAUGGCCUCCCACAACACCCUGCAGAACUUCACUGCUGCCAUCCCCACCCACCACUGCCGCCCACCUGCCAACGCCAACCUCAGCAAGGAUGGGGGGCUAAAGGCCUGGUUGCCCCGGAACAAGCAAGGGCAGCCUGAGUCUUGCCUCCGCUUCACUUCCCAGCAGUGGGGAUCAACUUCUGCCAACGGCACAGAGAUCAACUCCACAGGGGCCACAGAGCCCUGCAUCGAUGGCUGGAUCUACGACAAUAGCACCUUCCCCUCCACCAUCGUGACUGAGUGGGACCUCGUGUGCACUCACAGAGCCUUUCGUCAGUUGGGUCAGUCCUUGUACAUGGUGGGGGUGCUGCUCGGAGCCAUGGUGUUUGGGUACCUGGCAGACAGGCUGGGCCGACGCAAGAUUCUGAUCUUAAACUACCUGCAGACAGCCGUGUCAGGGACCUGUGCAGCCUUCGCACCCAACUUCCCAACUUACUGCACCUUCAGGCUUCUCUCGGGCAUGUCGCUGGCUAGUAUUGCCAUCAACUGCAUGACGCUGAACAUGGAGUGGAUGCCUAUCCACACCCGAGCCUGUGUGGGCACCCUGGUUGGCUACGUCUACAGCUUGGGCCAGUUCCUCCUAGCUGCCAUGGCCUAUGCUGUACCGCACUGGCGUCACCUGCAGCUGCUCGUCUCUGUGCCUUUCUUCGCCUUCUUCAUCUACUCCUGGUUCUUCAUUGAAUCCGCUCGCUGGUACUCCUCCUCUGGGAGACUGGACCUCACCCUGAAGGCCUUACAGAAGGUGGCCCGGAUCAACGGGAAGCAGGAAGAGGGGGCCAAGCUGAACAUAGAGGUGCUCAAGGCCAGUCUACAGAAGGAGCUGACCAUAGGCAAAGGCCAGGCCUCGGCCCUGGAGCUGCUGCGCUGCCCCACCCUUCGCCACCUCUUCCUCUGCCUCACUAUGUUGUGGUUUGCCACUAGUUUUGCCUAUUAUGGGCUGGUCAUGGACCUGCAGGGUUUUGGGGUCAGCAUCUACCUAAUCCAGGUGAUCUUUGGUGCCGUGGACCUGCCUGCCAAGCUUGUGGCCUUCCUUGUCAUCAACUCCCUGGGCCGCCGACCUGCCCAGAUGGCCUCACUGCUGCUGGCGGGCAUCUGCAUCCUGGUCAAUGGGGUGAUACCUCGGGAGCAGUCCAUUGUUCGAACCUCCCUUGCUGUGCUGGGGAAGGGCUGCCUGGCUGCCUCCUUCAACUGCAUCUUCCUAUACACCGGGGAGUUGUAUCCCACAGUGAUCCGGCAGAUGGGCUUGGGCAUGGGCAGCACUAUGGCCCGAGUGGGAAGCAUUGUGAGUCCGCUGGUGAGCAUGACGGCCGAGCUCUACCCCUCCAUACCUCUCUUCAUCUACGGCGCAGUCCCUGUUGUUGCAAGUGCUGCCACUGCUCUCCUGCCAGAGACGCUGGGCCAGCCACUACCCGACACGGUGCUGGACCUGGACAACAGGAGGAGACGGAAGCCGAGAAGACAUCAACAGGAGCAGCAGAAGCAAAUGGUCCCGCUCCAGGCCUCUGCGUGA